Messenger RNA from Bemisia tabaci, 964 nucleotides. Lineage: Eukaryota; Metazoa; Arthropoda; Insecta; Hemiptera; Aleyrodidae. The record is from RefSeq and is a predicted model, not a curated record.
AAAGCUAGCAGCCAGUAUCAUAAUGUUUAGCGACGGAACUUUCAAAAUAGUGCCGCACCAGUUUUUACAACUUAUGACGAUCCACGGUAUCUAUAAGGGUUUCUGCUUCCCCUUCGUGUAUGUACUGACGGUCAACAGGACUGAAGAAACGUAUUCCAAUGUUUACACAGAGUUGAAGGCGUUUGCAGUGCGUCACAAUCUUAACCUAAAUCCACCACAUUUGAUGUCUGAUUUUGAAAUAGCUAACAUUAAUGCUUGCCGAGAAGCUUUUCCGCAAGCACAAAUACAUUCUUGCCUGUUUCAUUUUGAACAGUCUAUGUUCAAAAACAUUCAAAAGCUGGAAUUAGUGCAAUAUUACAGGGACCUGGAAAAUCCUGACAUUAGAAACAGUCUCCUUCAAUUCAUGGCACUACCAUUUGUCCCUCUAGAUGAAAUUCUCACCGUUUUCAAUGAGCUAAAGGAUGAUGCCCCUGACGAAGUGGAAGAUUUCGUACAGUACCUUGAAAGAACCUAUGUGAAGGGUAGACCUGCAAGGGGGCGGCGUCCCGCAGUUCCCCCAAGAUUCCCUCCCAAAACGUGGUGUGUUUACGACUUGGUAUUAAACCAACUACACCGGACUAACAACGUCGUCGAGUCGUACCACUCCAAGUAUCAGAAAAUGGUGAAAUCCCAUCAUCUUAAUAUUUGGAAAUUUAUAGAAUAUAUGCAGAAAGAUCAAAGGGAUACAGAACAGCUCUGUCAACAGCUCGACUUGGGUCAUACGCGGAUCAAACAACAAAUUUCAAAGAAGUCGAAAAGAAAUCAGGAGAGAAUCCUACAGCGCGUCCAACGCUAUCAAGAAUUCAAAGAUGAAGAUGACAUUCCACGGUACCUAAGGGGCAUUGCCUAUUACAUUCGAGUUUCCAACGAGCCCGAAGACGAGAAUAAUGAGGAAAGUGAUCAAGAAUGAAGAAUAUCUAGAAAC